Drosophila erecta is the source of this 1121-nucleotide messenger RNA. RefSeq lists its product as uncharacterized. Lineage: Eukaryota; Metazoa; Arthropoda; Insecta; Diptera; Drosophilidae. The transcript has a single exon. The coding region runs from base 96 to 1097 and encodes 333 amino acids. The record is from RefSeq and is a predicted model, not a curated record.
UGCUUUUUUAAAUUUCAUAGGCAACAAAUCAAAUCAUUGGCAAUGUGCGCGGCCCCUUCAAACUAAACCAAAUUUUAAGUAUUAGCAAACGCGAAAUGGCGAACUCGAAAUCAUUCAAAGCGAGCAACUGGCCUGGCAUACUGGACUCCAGGCACGCACUGAGGAAGUACUUCGCCCCGCCACCCAAAGUGGCUGGAACUCAGGGCAGACUACCCACCUACACGCCUCCGAACUACGCGGGAGCUGAGCCCAUGCAGCAACCCAGGAUGAACUCCGCCUGGCAGUUGGCCAGCGAUCCCUCUGAUCUGUCGGAGCUCCGUCCUCCCAAGCGGAUCAAGGGAUUGAAGGAUCGGGAAAGGAAGAAGCUGGAACGCAAGGUUUGGGCCAGGCCAGCGAGGAUGGAUGCAACGAGCAGAGCUGCCACAUCGGGACCAAGAGCUGUGGAGAAGGCCCAGAAACAGGAGCAGGUGGAGACGCCUCCGAAGCCGAGAUCACCAGCGAAGAGAAAGUGGAAGAAGGGCACGACGCCAUCUCCACUGCCUGGCAAGCGGCCAGCCCAAGUGCCAUCCCACUCCGGCUUCCCGCGGCGCAAGAUAAUCCUGAUCGUGGACGCCAAGAGGUCCCCAGGAACGGCGCACCUGGCUGGUGGAGCGGAUAAACUUCUGAAAAACCCCUCACCUGGGCCGGAAAGAAACGCCUACCGUCCGAGACCCAAGAUGAGUGGCCGGUCCAAGAGGAGCUACAAUGUGCCGCUGUGCAGCCGGCCCACCGAGAUCAUAGGCACGCGCCUUCCCCACUCCCGCCAGUUGCAGAUGCGCCAGGAGAAGCUCUGCCAGCAGCCGGAGUACCACGACCAGUACAUCCGCAUGCUCUACCAGCAGCAGCGGCACCAGCAGAUGUGCCAGCAGGAGCAGCUGCAGCAGGACUUCGCCCGGCAGAGGUCCCAGAUGGCCCUGCACCCCUACUCCAUCCUGCCGGACGCCGUGUCCGAGGAUCAGCGGGAGGAGCAGCGGCACCUGUACUCCGUGCCCUCCAAGUCGCCGCUCAAGAGAUUGAGGGGCGGCAAGCGGCUGUGCGGCAACUUUUACUACGACUAGAAGAGUGAUCAAUAAACAAGUUCC